Molecule: messenger RNA, 1104 nt
Organism: Leishmania braziliensis MHOM/BR/75/M2904
Lineage: Eukaryota; Euglenozoa; Kinetoplastea; Trypanosomatida; Trypanosomatidae
Exons: 1
Coding region: 1-1104 (367 amino acids)
Source: RefSeq, a predicted model, not a curated record
AUGAGUAUACCCAUACCAUCAGCGAUGCGGCCGGUGGUGGACUCCGCUACGUCAGACAAUGGAAGCAGCAGCAGCGCUGUGCGAACACCUGUUCCACCCACUGGGACGACGCUGUUUCUUCGCGAAGAAGGCAGUCGCACGUUUGUGCCUGUGUAUCAUCAAUCGAGUGUGACACUCCGCGAUUUGGCCGAGGAGUUCGACGUUAGCAGCGUUCUCGAGUGCGACGCGCACGGAAACGUUCAACCACGCGCAGUAGCUUUUGACUCACCAUCGGACGUCUUGCACAGUGGGCGGCACUACAUCGCUCGGCGAGACGCACGGGCAGAGGCCGGCAACAGUUACGUUACUUUUCGCGGUAAGAUUCUUGUGAAGGAGUACGAGCUAGAGCAUGCGACCCCGCCGACAGGCCACAAUAUAAAGACAACGACAAUGGCGGGGAAUAGGGCAGAGAGCACCUUUCUUGCACACGAAACCCAUUCUGUCUCAGCAGCCACCCCCUUCCACGACAGACGCAGUCUGCACCAGGGGAUGGAGAGAAAUAAAGAAAGCUAUGCAGCUAGUGGGCUUGCCGCAUGGACGCCGGGACUGCGGCGGGACGACAACGAAGAGGACAGAUCGACCAUCUCGCGAGCCCUAGUGCUGUCGUCAGAGCGCAAGCGUCCGAGAGAAGACGCUAGCAGAGCAAGUGCGGAGGGCGCCGCAGCGAGCGAAGGGAGUCAGCAUCGCCCUCAGACGCAGCGGGUGGAGGAGUCACAGCGUUCCUCAACCACUCGACCCGAGAAGGAGAGUGCUUUGCAGGACUCCACGAACACCGCAUGUGCGCCUCCAACGCUAUCAAGGAAGUCAAACGACGUGCAGUGCAGCUCUGAAACUGCCAAAGGAGAUACAUUGAUUGGUGAGUCAGCUCAGCGAUCGCUACGGUUCAUUCCCUUCUCAGAGACUGCUUCAGAUGGUAGUGAGAUGUAUGUAACGCUGGAGGAUCUGCAGCGACUGUGCCAAGAGGUCGCCACUCAAGAAGAGGAAUUUCACAAGAGGCACAAGGUGGCCACGGACAUCUUAGAGAGUGCUCGGCGCGUCCUCUUCACGGCUGGUGAAGUGGACUAA